AAAUUUUUCUUUUGUGCGCGUCUGUGUGAAAAUUAUUCAUGGUGUUAUUAACAAAGCUUUUUGUGUGAAGCCAAAGUUCUUUAAUAUACUGGUGUGAAGCUUUGAACAGAUCUUGAAGAAUUUUUGAACAAAAUUACCGACGAAGCUGGAGUUUUGUGUCAAACGUUGUAUAGCGGUAUUGAGGAGCAUUUCAAGGUCUGUCUUGAUUUCAUUUUUCAAUUAUGGAUAUAGAUUUCGAGAACAAUUUAAGAUAUAAACAUUAUUUGUCGAAAUUUGUGAAAGUAAAAACGGUUGAUGAAAAUUUUCAUGAGGGUUGGCUGAAAUGUAUAGAUCCAUUGACUGGAAAUUUAAUUUUGGUAAUCUUAAACGAAGAUAAUUCAUUGGUACUUGAAAGUUGUCUUAUUCAUGGUGCAGAUUAUACAGAUGUAGAAUUGCUUAAAGAUGUGGAUAAUGACAUUAAAUCAUUAAUUAAGAAAUAUUAUUGUGGGGAAGGACGCAAUCCAGUCAAUGUUGAAGCUCGAAAAAUUCAUAUAAUAUCAUGGAUGAAAAAACAUAGAAUACCUGUUCGCGAAAUAUCAGACGGAGGUAUCAUGGUCUGUGAAUCUGUUAGUAUUUUUCCACCUUAUUUUGAAGAAAAUUGUUCCAGUUUGAACGGAAGAGUAUUGCUUCGUAUUCGAGAGAUAUUGCAGUCACUACCUGAAGAAGAAACUAAAUCACCGGAGUGUAAGGAGGAAAAUUAUACUCAAGUAGAAUCACCAACAAGUAAUAAUCCUAUUAAGGAAUGACAGAAUUAUAAAAAAAGAAACUUAACUUUUUUUUAACAAUCAAGACAGUGUAAAGACAAGGAUCAAAUAAAUUUAUCUAGUUAUUUCAAAUUCGUAUUUAAAAAUUUGAUGUUAUUAAACUGAGAGUUACAUUCAUUAUCUCUAA
Molecule: messenger RNA, 930 nt
Organism: Stegodyphus dumicola
Lineage: Eukaryota; Metazoa; Arthropoda; Arachnida; Araneae; Eresidae
Product: gem-associated protein 6-like
Biological process (GO): spliceosomal complex assembly; spliceosomal snRNP assembly
Cellular component (GO): SMN complex; nucleus
Source: RefSeq, a predicted model, not a curated record